CAAAAGUACUGUUGUUUUAAACCUACUGCAGACGUGUGCGGACGAAAUUGAUUACACAGUGAUGUAUCUAAUAGGCUUGUUUUUUAUUGUGAUGUCUUCAGAAGCACAAUAUUUUGAUGAGUGCAAGCAGGUGAUACCAAAGGUGUGCAGCCAAGGAUGUAUGGACAAUGAAGGAGGUUACAUUUGCUAUUGCCAAGAGGGCUACAAUCUUAUAAACCACACAUACUGUCGAUCUAUCGGCCCAGACCCAGUCGUCCUUUUUGCAGACCGUUCGUAUGUAAGUGAAUAUCACCCAAUUACAAAAAAACACCGAAUUAUUGCAAAUAAUCAAAGAAACGCUGUGGCUUUAGAUUAUGACAUCAAGAAGAUGAAGGUUUACUGGUCUGACGUGUAUCUUAAUCAGAUAUACCGUACUAAUAUAAAUGGCUCUGGUGUACCAGAGGUUGUCAUUACUGGGGCUCACACACCAGAUGGAAUAUGUGUUGACUGGGUUUUCCGUAACAUGUACUGGACUGAUACGGGAACCAAUGUCAUUGAAGUUGCAAGCCUUGAGGAUCCAAGCAAACGGACCACUCUCAUUUCAGAUAAUUUAGAUGAACCAAGAGCUAUUACUAUUGACCCAAGAAUUGGGUACAUGUUCUGGUCCGAUUGGGGCCAGGCAGCUAAGAUUGAACGCGCAGGAAUGAACGGAAAGCAAAGACUAACCCUCGUUGAUGCCGACAUCUACUGGCCAAAUGGUCUGACCACUGAUCUUGUUAGUAAACUUCUCUUCUGGGUGGAUGGUUUGAGACACAGCCUAAGUAGCAUUGACUACAAUGGUCAUGGUAGAAGCACCAUCCUCCAAUCAAGUUCAAUUUUGCCUCAUCCAUUCUCUAUUACCGUGUUCGAAGAUUAUGUUUACUGGACAGACUGGCAGAAGAAAAGUAUCAUUAAAGCCAACAAAUUCAAUGGAAACCAUACCAUAUUGGUUGAACAUCUUUAUUCUCCAACUGGCAUCCAAAUAUAUCACCCUCAAAAACAAAUCGACGGAAUUAAUAACCAUUGUGAAGGUCAUAACGGUGGAUGCUCUGAUCUGUGUGUAGCUGCCCCUGAAGUGAGCGAUAAUUCCGCUAAGUAUUCCUGUCUGUGUCCUACAAACUCCUCCUUACUGGUAGAUGGACGGACAUGUGAGGGAUCAGAAAAGAAUCCACUAACACCAGGUUAA
Messenger RNA from Anneissia japonica, 1204 nucleotides. Its product is annotated as very low-density lipoprotein receptor-like. The coding region runs from base 62 to 1204 and encodes 380 amino acids. The record is from RefSeq and is a predicted model, not a curated record. NCBI's taxonomy places the organism in Eukaryota, Metazoa, Echinodermata, Crinoidea, Comatulida, Comatulidae. The transcript has 4 exons.